This is a messenger RNA of Striga hermonthica, 660 nucleotides long. The record is from the annotation of a GenBank genome assembly. Lineage: Eukaryota; Viridiplantae; Streptophyta; Magnoliopsida; Lamiales; Orobanchaceae.
AUGAUUAGCAUAUUAAAGCCAAAGCCCAAUCCGCAGCAAUUACUGAGAGAUUGGCAGCGUCGCCUUCGCCAAGAGUGCCGUAAUAUUGAUCGCCAAGUCCGAGAUAUACAGAAAGAGGAAAGGAAUGUUCAGAAAGCAAUCAAAGAGGCUGCAAAAAGAAAUGACAUGGGUUCUGCUAAGGCUCUGGCCAAGGAAAUCGUGAGAUCUAGGAAAACAGUGAACCGUCUAUAUGAAAACAAGGCGCAGUUGAAUUCAAUAUCAAUGCAUCUUGGAGAAAGUGUUGCCGUUGCUCGAACAGUGGGGCAUUUGUCAAAAAGUGCAGAAGUAAUGAAGCUUGUUAAUAAUCUCAUGAAGGCUCCAGAAGUAGCUGUCACCAUGCAAGAAUUCAAUAAAGAAAUGACAAAGGCUGGUGUGCUGGAGGAGAUGGUGAAUGAUGCCGUGGACAAUGCACUGGACUCAGAAGACAUUGAAGAGGAGACUGAAGAAGAAAUCGAGAAAGUCUUAACAGCUAUUGCUGGCGAGACUGCCGCUCAACUUCCUGAUGCUGUUAGAAAAGAGAAACUAAAGCAACCGGCAACAAGUGAAGAUACUGAGGAGGUUAUUGAUGAUGAGGAAGAGAUGGAAGAAAUAAGGGCCCGCCUAGCCAGGGUCCGAUCGUAA